UCGCGAUGUUUUGUUCUUGAAUGAAUUCAAACAUGGCGUCAGAAGGAGAGGCGGGUAGCGGAGUAGCGGCUGAAGCCGACACAGCAAAGAGUGACGCGUUCAGCGAGCUUCCGGUCAGCAUGGACACAGAGUCAUCCGGCGGCAAGGAAGGGAUGGAGGCGGCGGGCGAUGCCUCUGAGGCGGCCGACACCCUGACUGGGUCAGGGGAUGAAGACAACGGGAGACAGUUGGGGGAGGUGGAGCUGCAGUGCGCCUUGUGUACAAAGUGGUUCACUGCUGACACGUUUGCCAUCAACACUGCGACGUGUCUCCCAUUCAUGACCAACUACGUGUUCCACUGCAACGUUUGUCAUCACAGCGGCAACACGUAUUUCCUCAGGAAACAAGCCAACCUGAAGGAAAUGUGUCUCACAGCUCUGGCUAACCUGACCUGGCGGUCCAGAACCCAAGACGAGCACCCCAAGACCAUGUUCUCGAAAGACAAGGAUAUCAUUCCCUUCAUCGACAAGUAUUGGGAGUGCAUGACCACGCGGCAGAGGCCCGGGAAGCUCACCUGGCCCAACAACAUUGUGAAGACAAUGAGCAAAGAGCGAGAUGUUUUCCUAGUCAAGGAACAUCCCGACCCCGGCAGUAAAGACCCAGAAGAGGAGUACCCCAAGUUCGGCCUGCUGGACCAGGACCUGGGUAACAUCGGACCGUCGUAUGACUCGCAGAAGCAGUCCGCUGUGCCGCCUGCUGCAGGAGGCCUCAACGGUGGAAACGCUUACGCAGGUGCCCUAGCUCCCGUGCCUGGAAAGGGAAGAGGGGCCAAACGUAAACAGCAGCAGCAGCAAGAGGGCGCCACUGCCGGAGCCACAAAGAGGACUCGAAGCGACCCGCUCUUCUCAGCCCAGCGACUCCCCCCACAUGGUUACCCGCUCGAGCACCCGUUCAACAAAGAUGGCUAUCGCUACAUCCUGGCCGAGCCGGACCCACACGCCCCCGACCCAGAGAAACUGGAGCUGGACUGCUGGGCCGGGAAGCCCAUUCCGGGGGACCUGUACCGGGCGUGUCUGUACGAGAGGGUGCUGCUGGCCUUACACGACCGAGCGCCUCAGUUGAAGAUCUCAGACGACCGGCUGACAGUGACGGGCGAGAAGGGCUACUCCAUGGUGCGAGCCUCCCACGGCAUCCGGAAAGGUGCCUGGUACUUUGAGGUGUCCGUGGACGACAUGCCUCCUGAGACGGCGGCCCGCCUCGGCUGGUCUCAGCCACUCGGUAACCUGCAGGCGCCGCUGGGCUACGAUAAGUUCAGCUACUCGUGGCGUAGCAAGAAGGGCACGCGCUUCCACCAGUCCAUGGGGAAGCAUUACUCCUCGGGAUACGGUCAAGGAGACACGCUGGGCUUCUUCAUCGAGCUGCCAGACAACACGGAGACAGCCAAGGCACUUCCCGACACCUACAAGGACAAGGCGCUCAUCAAGUUCAAGAGCUACCUGUAUUUUGAGGAGAAGGACUACGUGGACAAAGCAGAGAAGAGCCUGAAGGCCAUGAGCCCCAGCAGGAUGAUCUUCUACAAGAACGGUGUGAGCCAAGGCGUGGCCUUCGAGAACCUGUUUGAAGGCCUCUACUUCCCUGCCAUCUCCCUCUACAAGAGCUGCACGGUGUCCGUCAACUUCGGCCCACAUUUCAAGCAUCCCCCCAAAGACGUCGGUUACAAGCCGAUGAGCGACAUGGGCUGGGGCGCCAUCAUCGAGCACACACUGGCCGACACGCUCUACCACGUGGAGACAGACGUGGACGGCCGACGCAGCCCGCCGUGGGAGGGAUGAGGACCCCCCACCCCCCCCACACACACACAUUUUACACCUCUUCUAACUGCUAACUGCGUCAUUUUUAUUUGAAACCAAUUGAAAUAAAAGUGAACCAGUAUGACAUCAGCAAACAUUCCUCAGCUAUUUGCGUUGGCGCGGGGGUGUCCAAACGUGUCCCCGCUGGGGCCAUACGGUCAGGGGACGUGGAUAUUUUGGGUACUAUUACUGUUUGCUGCGUUUAUUGUUUUCAUCACCAUGUGACUUUAUUCCCAUUAUAUUUCCCAGCUGCAACUCCCCCCCCCCCCCCCCCCCAACCAGCAUUUUUCUCAAAUUGCAGCCUUAGUCCUUGUUGUGUUACUAGUAAUGCAGAAAUUGGGAAAAUAUUUUUUCUAUUUUUUAAUAUUUUAAUAUUUCCAUUUUUUUCUGGUAAGAUGACUACUCUUUUUGUUAAUUUUCAUGUAUGAUUCUAUUUUAAACUGACUUUGGACACCCCUGCCAUGACAAGCUAAUCACGGCUCCUUCGUCUACUCAACGUUUUUAAUGGACGCAAAU
Messenger RNA from Doryrhamphus excisus (bluestripe pipefish), 2345 nucleotides. It is a transcript of the gene ash2l, whose product is annotated as ash2 like, histone lysine methyltransferase complex subunit. Gene Ontology annotation, molecular function: protein binding; transcription cis-regulatory region binding. The record is from RefSeq and is a predicted model, not a curated record. Gene Ontology annotation, cellular component: Set1C/COMPASS complex. Lineage: Eukaryota; Metazoa; Chordata; Actinopteri; Syngnathiformes; Syngnathidae.